UUUUUCUUACCAUGUUUUACUUACCAUUUUUUGCUUACUUUUUUUUUAUUUCCCGUUUCGCAUUUCUUAUCUUUAAUUUUGAGUUAAUUUUUUUUUAAUUUCCCCGCGCAACUUUCUGGGAUCAUCCCGUUUCUUCUUUUUCCAUUUGGCAUUUCGGCCAAUAAAAACAUACGCGCUUUCGACGGCCCCCAACUAGAGCUGCCCCAAGAGAAAUUUUCCAACCGGAGGGAUCCUUGCUGUAGCUACGUUGAGGCUUAAGCAGAAAAGUAGUCCGCUUCUCCUUUAAGUCGAGCGUGGAGCGAAAACAUGGCCAAGGGACUACGGUCAAAGGUUAAGCGGAGGUUCAGGACGGUCAAGCGAAUCCACGUGAAUGAGAUUAUAGAAAAGCCCAAUGUAGUCAAAUUGCACAACAAGAUAAAACGAUUGAAUAAGAGCAAAAAUACACAGGAUGAUUUGAUUAGACCACCCAACAAGUUCCUCUACCCAGAUGACGAACGAGCGGUGAUUCCGCAGCACAAAAGCCCAAAGGUGAUCGACUUCAGGUCCGAAGCCCUACCCCUGUCAGGAUUCGCAAACGUGGGAAACAGGCGGAAGUAUAACUUAAGUGAAAAAAUCGAAAUAAAAAAUCAUUACGGGAAUACACCCGGAUUUUUUGACAACAUGGAGCUAAACAAGAUGAUCGACGAUAUGCACAAGCGAUCAGUGGAGGUUAUGAGCACCAUUUCGAAGGGUAACGAUGUGAAGGGAUGAGACGAUUAGGAGGGUAAAUGAUUAGAAAAAUGCACGUCCUUAUAUUUGCUACCAUCGCAUAUUC
Molecule: messenger RNA, 814 nt
Organism: Plasmodium cynomolgi strain B
Lineage: Eukaryota; Apicomplexa; Aconoidasida; Haemosporida; Plasmodiidae
Exons: 5
Coding region: 307-750 (147 amino acids)
Source: RefSeq, a predicted model, not a curated record